Messenger RNA from Phalaenopsis equestris, 870 nucleotides. RefSeq lists its product as uncharacterized. The record is from RefSeq and is a predicted model, not a curated record. The coding region runs from base 1 to 870 and encodes 289 amino acids. Lineage: Eukaryota; Viridiplantae; Streptophyta; Magnoliopsida; Asparagales; Orchidaceae. The transcript has 3 exons.
AUGGUGCCGGUAGCAUUUACAAGUACAGAUGACACCAAUGGCAGUUAUCAAGGUAAAAAAGAUGCAUUGAUCCAGAAUCUUCAAAAGCACUGCAACAUCUUCGCUUGGUCGACCACUGAGAUGUAUGGCAUCCCCAUAGACGUGGCUUUUCAUUGCCUCAAUGCCAACCUAGUUGUUCUGCUUGUGAAACAGAAGAUAUGGUCGUCAACCAUGACACUGGCCAGAUCAAUCCACGAAGAGGAGGAGGAGGAAGAGAGAUGCCAACGAUGGAAAGUCUUCCUGAAAGGGCUGUUUGAACCUGAAGUAAUUUUUGCAGAGGAAAGUGGCCUCACGACAUCUGCAUGUGUUUGGGGAGAAGAUGGUCAUCCGGCCAAUGUUGGCAAGGCUGGUGAUUCAGAAGAAAAUUUUACAAUAAGGAAUGGCAUACAAGAGAACCUCAGAAAAUAUGAGGGCUCGGAAGGAUAUUUGAAGAGAGGCGACGUGAUUGAAAAGGAUGAUGGCAACUUGGAAAGCUUAUAUGCGGGUCCUCUCAUCGAGGAUAGUGAUCAUACCGAGCUCAGCACAAUAAAAGAUUCAGAGGCAGCACAAUGUACUGCUGCAAAUCCAGCGAUACCAUUUCUAAGUUCAUCUAAAUAUUUUAUGUGGACUGACAUUAUUCCCUGCAUAAGUCCCAUUGAGCAAAUGAUGAGCCAUCGAGUGAAGAGAAAGGCCUUACCAAUCACCCAACAAAACUUAGGGAGGGGCAGCAAACGCCUCGCUCCUAUUGAAGAGGGAACACCCAGGAAAGGGUUUUCAAGAGAGGAUUCUGAAAAGUUUUAUAACAUGGAUCAUGCAAACAUAGUUCAAGUUGGGCCUUCUAACAACUAUUGA